Molecule: messenger RNA, 345 nt
Organism: Guillardia theta CCMP2712
Lineage: Eukaryota; Cryptophyceae; Pyrenomonadales; Geminigeraceae
Product: cyclin-dependent kinases regulatory subunit
Exons: 3
Coding region: 1-345 (114 amino acids)
Biological process (GO): regulation of mitotic cell cycle
Cellular component (GO): SCF ubiquitin ligase complex; cyclin-dependent protein kinase holoenzyme complex
Molecular function (GO): histone binding; cyclin-dependent protein serine/threonine kinase activator activity; ubiquitin binding
Source: RefSeq, a predicted model, not a curated record
AUGAGGCUCCACAUCGAGUGGUUGCGAUUGCUGAUGACCAUGUUCAUGCUCUUGACUAUAGUGGCAACCAACCAUGCCCGGUGCAUCCUAGCAACCAUCCAGUACAGCGAGAAGUACACAGACAGCACCUACGAGUACAGACACGUCAUCCUCCCCCAAGAGACUGCUCGCAUGUGCCCCAAGAACAAGCUGCUGACAGAAACUGAGUGGAGGAGCCUCGGGGUGCAGCAGUCGAGGGGAUGGGUUCACUAUGCCAUCCACAAGCCAGAACCGCACAUCCUCCUCUUCCGUCGGCCUCUUGGAACUGAUCCUGUACCUCCAGUCAUGAGUUGGUUGUUGCGCUGA